AUGGAAGCGGGACCGAGAACGGGCAUUUGUCCCAGUGGAGGACAAGCUGGUAAUGUUACCGCUGGACAAGCACAAUUUAUUCAGGCCCACGAUCCUGCCCUGGAAGCUGCUCCAGCUGAAGACGGCAUACUUUUUGCUAGGGUUAAUGUACCAGAGCUAAAUGUCACCAAGUGUCUUCAAUUCCCCAAAGACCAGCUUGUUUGGGAUGUUAAGCAACAAUGUCUCGCGUCCCUGCCAAAGAUUUCAAUCAGAUAA
Molecule: messenger RNA, 255 nt
Organism: Cotesia congregata
Lineage: Eukaryota; Metazoa; Arthropoda; Insecta; Hymenoptera; Braconidae
Source: the annotation of a GenBank genome assembly